This is a messenger RNA of Caenorhabditis remanei, 1095 nucleotides long. RefSeq lists its product as uncharacterized. The transcript has 4 exons. Bases 1 to 1095 code for a protein of 364 amino acids. The record is from RefSeq and is a predicted model, not a curated record. Lineage: Eukaryota; Metazoa; Nematoda; Chromadorea; Rhabditida; Rhabditidae.
AUGUGUGAAUUGCCCUCGACUGUCCCGAUGAAAGAAAAGUUAUUUAACCUAGCUGUCAGCAAUGUGAUCUCCAACGCUAUUAGUGUUGGACUCCGUCUCAACCUUUUCAAGACACUCGCCAAGAUUUCCAGUCAGAAUAAUCCGGUGCUCCCGGAGCAACUUGCAGAGGCAGCCGGUUGCAAGGAGAGAUAUGUGAGGGAGUGGUGUAACUGUAUGGCUUGUGGAGAGAUAAUUGAAGUGAAUGAAGAGGAAAAAUUUUGGAUUGCAGAGGAGAAUGUGGAGGCUCUCACCAACUCCAACUUCGAAACUGUCAUGAUUGGUAGCACCCCGACGAUGCUAGAACCAUUUGACCACCUUCUGGAAUGCUUUAAAUUAAAUGGUCCUUAUGGUCUUGCCUACUCAGAAUUUACCAAAUUUCAAUAUUUUAUGGGAAAAAUGAGUCAGACACUUCAUGAGAAGCAUGUUUUCGCUGAUAUGCUCCCGGCAAUCGGGAAUGGAAUCGUUGAGAAGUUGGAGUCUGGAGGGAUUCGAGUGCUAGAUGUUGGAUGUGGAAAUGGGUUCCACUCAUCGUUGCUCGCGGAGCAAUACCCGAAAGCUCACUUUGUCGGGUUGGACAUUGGAGCUGACGCUAUAAACCAGGCGAAACAGCGGAAAACAAAGUUAGGAGGAAUUUUUAACAAUCUAGAAUUUAUCGAGUGUGAUGCUGGGAAGAUGCCGGGAACCUGGACGGAUUCCUUUGAUUUGGUUUUGAUAUUUGAUGCAUGUCACGACCAAUGCAGGCCGGAUUUGUGCAUCCAAGAAGUGCAUCGUGUACUAAAGCCCGACGGAACGUUUGCAAUUCUAGAAAUCAACAGUUCUAGUAACGUAUUUCGGGAUAAAGCAGAAAUGGGACCACUCGCUGCACUAUUAUACGGGAGAUCCAUGUUACACUGUUUGCCAGUUGGCAGUAACUGCCAGGAUGCUCUGUGCCUUGGGUCAAUGUGGGGAAGGAAGAGAGCAGUGGAUUUAUUCAACAAGUGUGGUUUUCCAAAUGUGAGAGUUAUAGACACCCCAUAUUUCCCAAUUAAUGUAUUGUAUUGUGCUCAGAAAAAGUGA